AUGGAGCGCCCCGCCAAGGUCGUGACCAUGGGCGAGUACGUCGUCGAGAAGAAGAUCGGCAAGGGCUCCUACGCGCAGGUCUACCGGGGCUACCACCAGGUCACGCACGUGCCGGUCGCGGUCAAGGUCAUUGACGGCUCCAAGCUCAACCCAAAGCUCCUCGACAAC
Molecule: messenger RNA, 168 nt
Organism: Saprolegnia parasitica CBS 223.65
Lineage: Eukaryota; Oomycota; Saprolegniomycetes; Saprolegniales; Saprolegniaceae
Exons: 1
Molecular function (GO): ATP binding
Source: RefSeq, a predicted model, not a curated record